AAAUUAAAUAACGUAUUUAUGAAAGCCGAUACAAGAAGUACUUUGUAAUUAUAAUCCAUCGCAUUUUCACAAUGCUUUGAUAAAAAAUUUAUAACGCAUCAACCUCCACAAUAACUGAGAGAUAAAAUUUCAUUGGGAAAUGAUUAUGUAAGAGUAAAUGGACGACCAGUUCCCACUUUAUUCCUGCGUUUUGUUGUGAAAGUAUAUACCGAUAUGGCGAACAUAAUAGAGAAAAGUUUCAGUUUGAAUUUAAAGGUGCUACACAUCAUGGGAUUAUAUUCGUUGGGCGACAAUUCGGUGGGUUUGAAAUCCUGCAUUUUGUACUUCGUUUUUUUAGUACUCCCUAUAAUAUUAACUUUCAUCAACAUUCUAAUGGAUAAACGCACAGAUAAUGUAGUAGAAAACGCCAUGGUAGUAUAUUUAGUAGAAGCUGUUGACUACUGUUUUAAAUUUUUGCCAUUUCUUUACAAUCCUAAAAAAAUUCAAGAGUGCAUCAAUUUUUUUGGAGACGACAAUUUUGCACCAAAAACGGAUCAAGAAAGAAAAAUUAUAGACGAAUGUAUUUGGGUAUGUCGCAGAAAUUCAUUUGUUUAUUUUUGUGGUAUACUGCUAGCUCUUAUUGGUUGGCAUUUUCCUGUGUUCUUUUUCAAAGGGCGUAAACUUCCUCUAGAUAUCUGGUUACCAUACGAUCCCCUAUCCACAGCUUUCAGAUACUAUCUUACUUUAAUUUAUGUUUUUGGAGCUACUUUUUAUAUCGGUUUUUGUGGAACUACAAUUGAUUCACUUGUGGGUGGUUUGCCGUAUCAUGCUACAGCUCAGUUAAAGAUUCUAAAAUAUAAUUUACAACACAUGGACAAAUUCGUAGAUUAUACUUUAAGAAAACGUAACGAAUAUAUUGUAGAAUACCGCUGUGUGUAUAAACAUUUGCAAUACAGCAUCAACCAUCACAACAAAAUUUUGCGGUUUUUAAAUGAAUUCGAAGAAUGUUUCAGUGUGUGCAUAUUCAGCCAAUUUGCGGGAAGCCUCUUUGGUAUAUGUUUUUGUUGUAUAGGCUUGACACUUGUUUCAGUAGCCACAGUUGAAGGAUUUACCUAUAUUGCAUUAAUUGUUGACAUUACUUUUCAAAUAUUUUUUUAUUGUUACUAUGGUACAUUACUAUAUGAGGAAAGUCAAAGCUUAAACAACGCCAUUUAUAUGGGACCGUGGUACGAAUUUGACAUUAAAACUCGAAAAAUUUUAUUAACUGUAAUGGAACGAGCUAAACGACCAAUGCUUAUCACAGUCGGGAACGUAGUAGAUCUGACCCUUGUAAGUUUGCUAUCGGUUUUGAAAACCAGUUAUUCGUUAAUUGCUGUCCUAAAUACUUAUGAAUAAAAAAAUGACGAAAGUGUUAAUGAAACCUAG
Molecule: messenger RNA, 1404 nt
Organism: Zophobas morio
Lineage: Eukaryota; Metazoa; Arthropoda; Insecta; Coleoptera; Tenebrionidae
Product: odorant receptor 4-like
Exons: 6
Coding region: 214-1374 (386 amino acids)
Biological process (GO): detection of chemical stimulus involved in sensory perception of smell; sensory perception of smell
Cellular component (GO): plasma membrane
Molecular function (GO): olfactory receptor activity; odorant binding
Source: RefSeq, a predicted model, not a curated record